Molecule: messenger RNA, 1845 nt
Organism: Symbiodinium sp. CCMP2592
Lineage: Eukaryota; Dinophyceae; Suessiales; Symbiodiniaceae
Source: the annotation of a GenBank genome assembly
AUGGCCAGUGGUGGCGCUGGCGAUGGCGGUGGCACGGUGAGGGUCCGCCGGGAGGUCUUCACUUCGGCGCUGCGGCGCCUCGAUGCACAGCUGGCCCAGGCCCGGCAGAAUGCCGAGGCCAUCUCCGAACGCAGCCGCGAAUAUCGGGAGCUGCGUGGCGUGCUGGCAGAGCUCCCCGACAAGGUGUCCCACCCGGUGAUGGUGCCUUUUGGGCCCAUGGCCAGCUUUCCAGGGCAGCUGGUGCAUACCAACGAGGUCCUCUGCCAGCUGUCCUCCGAGUACUUCGCCCUGCGCACCACCGGCAAUGCCUUAAAGAUGGUCGAUCGCCGGCUUCGGCGCCUCCAGGACGAGCAGACGAGCGCCGACCGCGAGCUCCAGGAGCUCUCGCUGCGGCGGCGUCUCGCAGGCGGAGAGUCCGAGGCGGAAUCUGCGAAUUCGGGCUCGGGUCCGGCGGGUAGCAGCAUCCGCGUGGACGAGAAUGGCUUCCUGGACAUCCGCGAGCCCUUGGAGCCCGAGCCGGCGCUUCCCAAGGAGUCUUCCGGUGCAGAAUCCGCAGAAGAGGACGCUUGGAAGUUUUGGCAGAACCCGGCGGCGCGGGACCGCGGAUCCGACUCCACCCUCUCGCGGCUCCGUGAGCUUGAGCAGAUGGAGGAGGGCUCCGACGGCCCGGCCGAGGCUCCCGGCGACUCCUACGAAGACGAACUCUCCGAGCUCGACCGGAUCGUGGAGUCCUACGCGGACGCAGAGGCGAAAGCUGGAGAGCCGAUGAACUUCGACCUGCUCCCCAAAGGGGCCCCGAAAGCCCAGGCCCCGAGCCCUGCCGAUCUCUUUAGGCUCAUGGAGUCCUCGGAGAGGCGAUCGAAGUCCUAUCCGAGUCCCGGAGCUCCCGAAGCUACCGGAGCUCGGGGAGCUCAGGGAGCUCAGGGAGCUUUGGAGCACCUUGGGGUCUCUGAGACCGUUCGGGAGCAUUCUCAGGUGGAGUCGGCAGCGAGCUCGCAGGGCCACGUCGCUCUCUCCCUCGAAGCGGGCUACAGGCCGAGCUUCCAGGCUUACAAGUCGGUGAUCCAGGCUUUCUUGAAUGAAAAGAACAUGGAUGCAGCACAGCUGUGGCUCCAGUGGAUGAAGGGAAACGGCACCACCCCAGACGAGAGCAUCUACUUGGAGUUCAUCAGGACAUCGCCAAGGAAGGUCGGACAAUGGCUCGAAAAAAUGGAGGAGGAGGGCGUGUCGGCAUCGGCUGAGAGCUACAAUGCCGCGAUCCGCUACUUCGCCUCCCUGCGCAGCGGGAAGGGCGCUCUGGCGGCACGGUCUUGGUUCGACAGGAUGCUUGAAGCUGGCAUCUCUGCAACAGAGGAGACCUACACCCAGAUGAUCGCGGCCUACGCGGGAGCCAACCAUACGGACGAGGCCGGCCAGUGGCUUUCCAAGCUUGCAGCCACCGGCAUCAGACCCCACAUGUCGGCCUACUCGGCGCUGAUGCAGGGCUAUGCCCGGGCGAAGGAUCCGGCCGGCGUCCGGCAAAUUCUCGACUGGGCCGUGUUGGAGGGGCUGACUCCCAAUGCCGGAUCCUACAACAUCGCCAUCAGAGCUUUCGCCGAAGCUGGUGAUGCGGCCUCGGCCGAGGAAAUGUACAAGAGGCUCACGGUGGCUGGGAGGUAUCCGAAUGAGAAGACAUUCCUCUUCCUCAUCCAAUGCCACGCUCGGCGCCUCGACUUCGACCGCGCGCGGGCCUGGUUCAAGGAAAUGCUCAGCAUGGACGUGAAGCAGCCGGCUCAGUGGUCGAUGGCCCACCUUCCCUAUCUAUGCCGCAAUGAUUCGGGGAGCGGCCGUCGCCGGGCGCGCUGA